UCCUCCUCGCUCUCUCUGUCUCUCUAUUGCUGGGCAUGGGGCUGUGAAGCCGGCUGGGCAUCAUCGCCAUGCCAGGCAAAGCCCAGCACUUCCAAGGCCCCCAGGUCAGCUGCUGCUCCAAGUACCUGCUCUUCGCCUCCAAUGUGCUUUUCUGGUUGCUGGGAGCUGCCUUCCUGGCCAUUGGUCUAUGGGCCUGGGCAGAAAAGGGUGUGCUUUCCAAUCUGUCCACCAUCACAGACCUGGGUGGCUUUGAUCCUGUCUGGCUCUUCCUUGUAGUUGGAGUGGUGAUGUUUGUGCUGGGGUUUGCUGGCUGCAUUGGGGCCCUGAGGGAGAAUACAUUCCUGCUCAAAUUUUUCUCAGUGUUCCUGGGGCUCAUCUUUUUCCUGGAGCUGACAGCAGGUGUCCUGGCCUUCAUCUUCAAGGACUGGAUCAAAGACCAGCUCAACUUCUUCAUCAACAACAAUGUCAAGGCCUACCGUGAUGACAUCGACCUCCAGAACCUCAUAGACUUUGCUCAGGAAUAUUGGUCUUGCUGUGGAGCACAUGGACCCAAUGAUUGGAAUCUCAACAUUUAUUUCAACUGCACUGACUCCAAUCCCAGCAGGGAACGCUGUGGGGUGCCCUUUUCAUGCUGUGUCAAGGAUCCUGCGGAAGAUGUUCUCAACACACAGUGUGGCUAUGACGUCCGCCUUAAACUGGAGCUGGAGCAGCAGAGCUUCAUCCAUACCAAAGGAUGUGCUGGUCAAUUUGAGAAAUGGGUCCAGGACAACCUCAUUGUAGUGUCCGGGACCUUUGUGGGUGUUGCAUUGCUCCAGAUCUUUGGCAUCUGUUUGGCCCAAAAUCUAGUGAGCGACAUUAAUGCUGUGAAAGCCAAUUGGUAACACCAGAACAGGAGUUCUGCUGUCUCCCACAGACUUACAGCAACCUCAAGGAUGGAUGCCACUAUCCCAGCCAUGACCACUAGGUGCUGCUGUGCCAUCAACCAGCUAUGUUUGUGUGCGGCCAUGCGUACAGGCAUGCAUGUUUGUAGCCAGCACGACCAGUAAUAAUGGCUGCCCUGUAUCCUUACAUAGCUUUCUCUUCCAAAUUGGGGCCCACGUGCCAUAUAAGUUGUGGGUAGCUAUGUAAAUAGUAUUUAUAUAGGGCUUCUGGAGGACUCCUUCCAUUGCACUGCAAAUAUGUGGAGCCAUAGGACUGUCACAACUGCGGGCCAGAGACAUGGGCCAAAUGACAAAAGCAACUCUGCAUCUUGGUAGGUUGCUGCAGGAGUCCCAUGUGGAUGAGGCAUGGGGCAUAUGGCUCAACAUCGGGAAGCUUCUGGAAGCUAUAAUCCUGUUUCUGCUGCCUGGAGCAGCCCCUGUACUUCCGUUGUCCCCAAGCAUUUACUUGAAUUUUCUGUGCUUUUCUCCCCAUCUGCUCAGGUCUGCUUUCUGCCAGGGGGGUUGGAUUAAGGGGGAGGAAAGGCUGGGAUCCCUUGUUCCAUGCUUAGAAAUGCAUUAUGGUACUUUAUGUGGAUUAUACUGGGAUGGUCUCUUCCUUUUGUGUGGUCAGGGGUUCAAGUCAGAAAGAUUAUGGAUGCGACAAGAUGUUACUGUACCUCAUUUUUCAUAACAACCCUCCCCGCUGUGUUAGUUCUACAGCUGUGUGCAUACAGAAUGGAGCAUAGUGUGUCCAGCAAGAACCCAACACAGUUCCCAACUCAGGCCCACGAACACAGAGACAGUAGAAAUAGGUUGAGUUACAUGAAAGAUUAAACUUGCUCUGACCAUGAAGUACUCUUUUGUAUAUUAGAGGGAAUAAUGAGCUUAAUUACAAUUUCUUUAAUUCCAAACUUAAAAAAUGAACUGUGGUGCAGUCAUUUGCUUGUGUGGCAAAUAUGCAACCCUUGUAUGUAAUGCCUUUUAUGUGUUUAUCUGAAAUAUUAACUCAUGGAGAAUAUGCUAGUCCUGUUGUCUGAGCUGAACCCAGUUUGGGCAGAGCACUCAUGCUUCACGGGUUGACAGGUGACACAGCUGAGAGGGCUUUGGCACAUAGCAAGGAAGGGCUGUGUGUUUAAAUGUAUGUCUUAGUUGAAUACUACUUUCUUGCACUCUUUCUUGGAUGGGAUUCUUCCCACAAUCCCCUUGGACUAUGCUGCUAACAGGACUGAUUGGAUCAAUUGGGAUUCUGUUGUUCCUCUAUACCCAAUA
Molecule: messenger RNA, 2189 nt
Organism: Sceloporus undulatus (fence lizard)
Lineage: Eukaryota; Metazoa; Chordata; Lepidosauria; Squamata; Phrynosomatidae
Gene: TSPAN17
Product: tetraspanin 17
Exons: 8
Coding region: 69-881 (270 amino acids)
Biological process (GO): protein localization to plasma membrane; regulation of vascular endothelial growth factor signaling pathway; protein maturation
Cellular component (GO): membrane
Source: RefSeq, a predicted model, not a curated record